This is a messenger RNA of Temnothorax curvispinosus, 2398 nucleotides long. RefSeq names its product SWI/SNF-related matrix-associated actin-dependent regulator of chromatin subfamily A-like protein 1 (gene Marcal1). Gene Ontology annotation, cellular component: nuclear replication fork. Gene Ontology annotation, molecular function: ATP-dependent chromatin remodeler activity; ATP binding. The coding region runs from base 310 to 2313 and encodes 667 amino acids. Gene Ontology annotation, biological process: replication fork processing; DNA repair. NCBI's taxonomy places the organism in Eukaryota, Metazoa, Arthropoda, Insecta, Hymenoptera, Formicidae. The record is from RefSeq and is a predicted model, not a curated record. The transcript has 14 exons.
AAUAUACAUGCUCCCAGUGGGAGAAAUUGGGAGAAAACGAACGCAGGGCUCUCAUUUCAAGUGCAAAAAUGUUUGGGGAUUUCAAACAACGCGAACAACACGUGUCGCUAGGGAAAAGAGAAGAUGCGGAGCACAACGAAGCAUUGGAAUCUUUUCAGUGUGAAAUUAAGAAGUUUAUCGUUUGCUUUUUGCUAAUUUGACUUGGGUUUAGAGAAGGCACGAAUACGUGAGGCUGUUAUAUAUCUUAUAUCAAAGAAUAUAUAUUUAUUUUUAUAUUUACUGAAGCACGUCAAAAACAGAGGAAAUAAGAUGGAUAAAAAAUGUACUCCUGAAGAAAUUGAGAAAAAGCGUUUAUUAGCGCUGCAAAGAAGGCAGGAAGCUCAAUUAAAGGCGCAAAUUUUAUCUAAAGAUAGUCCAGCACGUCAACAAACACAUUUAAGCGACAGCACAAAUGUCGUGCGACUGAACAAAUCAAAUGUUCGUUUCAAUCCUAUAGAACCCAGAAAUUUUUUCAGUCAAGCUUCGAACGUAACAGGAAAAUGUUACAUGAUCAGCCAAGACAGAUUUGCCGUAGAGUUAUCGGCCUUUGUACCUGAGAUCGUUGAAAUAUUCAAGACGGUUCCAAGCAGAGUAUACGACUUGAAAACUAGAAUAUGGAAUUUUCAUCUCAACGAUUAUGACGGUUUAUUGCAAAAACUGACGUCCAACAACUGUAACAUAACUGUCACGAGAAUACCAGAGGCUGUCUUUCAGAUAUUCAAGAGAAACUUAAAGUUGGACAAUCAAGUCAAAUCGGAACAAGAUUUAUCAAAAAUUGAUAAAAAGUUGUUGGAUACUUUAAUGCCGUUUCAACGAGAUGGCAUUUGUUAUGGUAUAUCGAAGAACGGCCGUUGCAUGAUUGCAGAUGAUAUGGGUUUGGGAAAAACUAUACAAGCGUUGGGCAUAGCACAUUAUUUCAAGGAUAGUUGGCCCCUCCUAAUUGUAGCACCUUCAUCGGUCAAGUUCCAGUGGUCUGAAGCAAUUUAUGAAUUUUUACCAUCCAUACCUACACAUUACAUUCAUCAUUUUGCAAGUACAAAGGAUCGCAUUGAAGAUGACAAAAUUACCAUAACGUCAUACGACUUGUUGGCACGAAACGUACACGUUUUCGAGAGACAUAUUUAUGGAUUUGUUAUUCUGGAUGAAUCUCAUGUUUUGAAGAGCACUAAAACCGCGAGAUUUCAAGCUGCUCAACGAAUAUGUGCUCAUGCACGUCAUAUUGUAUUGCUCACGGGCACUCCGGCUCUGUCGAGACCAAGCGAAUUAUAUUCACAAAUUAGCCUUAUCACGACACGAUUUCUGAGUUACGACGACUAUGGUAUGCGAUAUUGCGGAGGACAGAGAGAUGUGUAUAGUUGGGAAUAUACAGGUUGUUCAAAUAUGCAAGAAUUGCAAUCAUUACUCAAGGUCAAUUGCAUGAUUCGAAGAAUGAAAACUGAUGUCCUACAUCAGUUGCCAUCCAAGAUGAGGCAGGUGAUUAUUUUAGAUUCAGAUUUGAUCAAAACUGGCAAGCAAAUGAAGGAGAUGUCGAGGAAAAUGGAGAAAACUGCCACGGCUUUAGAAAGGCACACGACUCUACUGCAAUAUUAUACCGAGUCUAGCUUUGCAAGACUGAAGGCAGUACGCAAGUACGUUGCAAACUUGUUUGAAAAUAAGAAAAAAUGCCUUUUGUACGCUCAUCACCAAAAUGUUUUGGCCGCCAUUUGCGAGGUUGCUAAAUCUAUGAAUGUACGGUACAUAAGGAUUGACGGCAAAACGAGUCCGGAGCAAAGAAAACUUCAGGUCGACUUAUUUCAAGAACGCGAUGACUAUAUGGCAGCGGUUUUGUCAAUCACCGCCGCGAAUGCGGGUAUUACGUUAACGGCCGCACAUCUCGUGGUCUUUGCCGAAUUAUUUUGGAAUCCCGGUAUCUUGUGCCAGGCGGAAGACAGAGUGCACAGAAUCGGGCAAAACGAUACCGUCGUAAUCCAGUACUUGGUGGCGAGAAACACUGCGGACGAUUAUAUAUGGCCGUUGAUCAAUAAGAAGAUGAACGUCCUCAACUCGGUCGGCCUCAAACAGGAUUUCUCGAUAAGUAACAUCGACGUCGCGAUGCUGGAGGAAACGCAGCCUUCCCUAACGUCAUUCCUCAAUAGAUGCUCGGCCUCCGAAGGAUCGCAGCGUGAUAAGGAUCUCCAAGAAGCCCAAGAAGCGUCUACCUCAAGCGAUUUCAAAGAGUUACUCGACGUCGACGAGGAGUGCUUUGACUCCUGCGCUUGGGAUAAUAUUGCGUGAUUGCGCAAUAAUUUUGUGUUUAUUUCAUCAACAACUAUUUUUUGUACGAAAGAAGAAUAAAAAGUUCCGUAUGUUCCAUCUAGAA